AGCCUACAGUGGCCCUCGCUCCUCACUGUCUUUCUACUUCCAUGCCUUCUCUUUGUACCCAUUGAAAAUUUAAAUUAAAAAUAACAAAAUCUGGAGAGAGAGAAUUUUUGUUUUGUUUUGUAGUCUUUUUGAAUCACAAUUAUUGGAGAGAGUUUCAUUUUUCCUUAGCGAAUCCAAAUUCAGGUCAGCGAGCGAGCGAGUUUGGACUUGCGGGCUGGGAUUGAUAAGGUCGAACGGUCAAAAAGGAAGUGGCACCAUAUGGGUGUCUCAGGGAAAUGGUUUAAAGCUUUGGUUGGUCUAAAGAAGUCUGAAAAGUCACAGUCUUUGGACAAAGAGGAAAAUCAGGGGGCGACUGCUAGCAAGUCUCGACAUAGGAGAAAGCAUUCGGUUGAGUUUGAUGCUGAUAAAAUUCAAGAGGAGUUUCAUAAUCAUAAUCAUAAUCCUGGUGAUGCCAACAUUCGUUCCAUCCCAGAUACUUCUGAAUCUCCUUUUGAUUCGCUUCAAGUUCAGGAUAUAGCUCAUAAUCAACUAUUUAUGAGAGAACAAUUGGCUGCCACUCGCAUUCAAACAGCUUUCCGGGGGUUUCUGGCAAGAAGAGCUCUGCGAGCUUUGAAAGGAUUAGUGAGACUGCAAGCCCUUGUCCGGGGCCAUGCUGUGAGGAAACAAGCUGCAAUAACUCUUCGCUGCAUGCAAGCUUUGGUGAGAGUUCAGGCUCGAGUCCGUGCAAGGCGUGUUCGCUUAGCAUUGGAAAGUCAAACAGCUCAACAGAAACUUCAGCAACAACUAGCUAACCAGGCCCGGGUUCGAGAAAUAGAAGAAGGAUGGUGUGAUAGUGUGGGAUCUGUUGAACAAAUUCAAGCCAAGUUGCUGAAGCGGCAGGAGGCUGCAGCUAAGCGUGAGAGAGCAAUUGCAUAUGCUCUGGCUCAUCAGUGGCAGGCUGGGUCAAGACACCAGGCUGUUCCCUCUGGUUUUGAACCAGAUAAAAGCAGUUGGGGCUGGAACUGGUUGGAGAGAUGGAUGGCUGUUCGCCCAUGGGAGAACCGCUUUCUUGACAUAAAUCUUAGAGAUGGAGUGAUGAUUCGUGAGGAUGAAACAGGUGAUGAGGUCAAGAAUGGCAGCAAAUCCCAGUUAAAAACAACUGUCAAGAAAGCUGUUGCCUCAGAUCUUCAGUCAACCAUUUCAAGUCAGAAAAAAGGUCCAUCUCAUUGUAACGGUGGCAGUUCCUCACCUAGUAAGUCAGCAGGCAUGUUAGAAGCACCCAACACACUUUUUUCUAAACCAAAGCCAAAGCCAGUUCUUGAAGACCUGGUUGAAGAAGCCAAUUCAAAACCUGCUAUGGCUACAAGAUCUCAAAGCAACCCAAAGGAGAGAACCACCCAACUAGAUAAACAGGCAAAGAAGAGAUUGUCUCUGCCUAACAGUGUUGAAGCAGGGGGAGGUGCUGGCAUUCAGGCAGCUAGGAAUAGCAGAAAUGCUGCUAGAGGGACACCUAGCUCUCAGAAGCCCAUCAGAGAUAGAUCCAAGUUAAACGGGAAAGAAGGUUCAAACACCACGAAGUCUGUUGCACAGGCUGUUUGAUCUGUAGAGACGAGAAUACCAUGGAAGAUAGGACUCGUUGAGGAUAUUCUCCUUUCCUGCAGUGGUUUCACUUUGUAUGUAUAGGUCCAUGUUGCAGAAGACGCAAGCAAAUUGCCUGCCAUGUUAUCCCGGGUUGGUUUUGACAAUGCAAAGUCGAGGAGGUUGGCUUGGCUUGGUAAUAAGAUAAGCAGGUUUGUUUGAUGACUUUUGUGAUCAUGUUUGUUUGUUGUUUUUAAUUUAUGUCAAUGUGCAGUAUUUAUUCUUGAAAUAUAUGAUUUCCAGAGCAGUUGCCCCUUGUCGUAGAUGUAGGAUUCUUUCCCAGGUCUCCAAUGUUUGAAGAGCAACGCUUUAGUUAUGCAAGCAGAGAGUAAAAAAGGAAUCGUGUAAAGUGUUCCAUAAAUUGGACAAAAGCACAAGUUAUUAUGAAUUCUUUCUCUUACUGAAAUUUUCCUUGCGUUUUCCUGUCAAA
Messenger RNA from Populus euphratica (Euphrates poplar), 2047 nucleotides. RefSeq names its product protein IQ-DOMAIN 1-like. Lineage: Eukaryota; Viridiplantae; Streptophyta; Magnoliopsida; Malpighiales; Salicaceae. The record is from RefSeq and is a predicted model, not a curated record. The coding region runs from base 259 to 1578 and encodes 439 amino acids. Gene Ontology annotation, molecular function: protein binding. The transcript is spliced from 7 exons.